Monomorium pharaonis (pharaoh ant) is the source of this 538-nucleotide messenger RNA. RefSeq lists its product as uncharacterized. The record is from RefSeq and is a predicted model, not a curated record. The transcript is spliced from 3 exons. Bases 22 to 423 code for a protein of 133 amino acids. NCBI's taxonomy places the organism in Eukaryota, Metazoa, Arthropoda, Insecta, Hymenoptera, Formicidae.
AGAAAGAGAAAGAGAGCAGAGAUGUUUUGGAUCGAGCCGGACGAGGAGGAGGAGGCGUUGCUAUGCAGCCCCGCUUUGAUGGCCAGACGGGCCUCGGAGUCCUGGAUCGUCGCGCCUCCCGUGGAGGCGAUGCCGGUGGCGGCAAUGCCCCUUCAACGGAAGAAGUCACUGCCGGACGUGGCGCAGCCGAUCCAGCUCACGGCCACGGCGCCAUUGUCGAGGGAAGAAGUCAGUAUCCUGAGCAGCAUGAGACGCGAGGAGAUCCGCAGGCAGAUCGACGAGAGCGAGAGGCUCAGGGCAAACCCGCUUUUGUACCUGGUCAGUCCGCAGGUGAAAGACUGGUUCUCCCGGCAGCAGCUCGUGAUGCUGGUGCUCUUCAUCAACAUAUCCCUAGCUCUGAUGUUUUUCAAGCUGCUGACGUAGCAGCCAGCCGACGAUCGGGUUCACGGACUCGUGAACGUGGACGUGACCUGAGAGACCCGGUGGCACCGCGACGCCUUGGGUCGUCACCGAGCUGGAAUUUCGAAAGGAAAAAAAA